ACUUUAAUCCUAGUGAACAGACCCUAUGCUUUAGCGGUCGAGUUUCGAUGUUAUGUCUCGCUAACUAGCUUGUGGAGAGACAGCGGCAUUUCUCAUCCACUUAAAGUGCGCAGAUGAGAGUAGACGAAACGUCAGUGUUAUGUAUAAGUAAAAUAAAAUAUUAAUUUGCUACAUGUGAAUAGGGGGAUCUAGCUGGCUUUGGAAUUGGAGUUAUCGGUAGGAUAAACCUGCACAUGAUGUGCAUUUCGUCUUACAGUUCGCUAGCUAGCUUAUUAGCCAGCUACAGCAUGUAACUCGACGUUUUCAUUGCUAGUUCACCAUGCUUAGGUGCGGCGAUUUUUAGUCAGAAAAGGACAAAUAAUUCUAAGGAAAUGUUUAAAGUGCUGAUCUGAUAGCGGGGUCCGCAGGAUUUAUUAAUAGACUGGUGAGUUGGUGGGUGGUACAUAGGUAAUCUCGGGAAGUAGGAAUUCAGCGCGUUUGGCUAAGCAGGCAGCUUCCCAUAGGGAACAAGAUGAUGAAAAAUUGGGGUGUCAUUGGCGGGAUAGCGGCAGCUAUGGCUGCUGGAGUCUAUGUCCUUUGGGGUCCAAUAGCGGAGAGGAAAAAGCGGAAGAAAGGUAUGGUGCCUGGGCUCCUGAAUCUCGGAAACACCUGCUUCAUGAACUCUCUGCUCCAGGGCUUGGCAGCCUGUCCCUCCUUCAUCAGGUGGCUGGAGGAAUUUACAGGCAGGAACAAUCUAGAUCAGAACCAGGUGGAGAGGGAGCCUCAGCUGUCCAGGACCCUCCUGCAGCUCCUAAAGGCACUUUCGAGUCAUGAGCCUGGGGAAGAUGAUGUUCUCGAUGCAGGCUGUCUUCUGGAAGUCCUCCAGCUCUACAGGUGGCAUAUCAGCUCCUUUGAGGAACAGGAUGCACAUGAGCUCUUUCAUGUCCUCACCUCCUCCCUGGAGGAGGAACGAGACCGACUGCCCAAAGUCACCCACCUUUUCGACAUGCAGUCCCUGGAGAGCGUCCCGGAGGCCAGUGACUGGAGCAUGAGUUGCAGAAGUCGUGGCCCCCUGCACCCACUACCAAAUCCCUGGAAAUUCCAGCAUCCUUUUCACGGCCGCCUGACGAGCAACAUGGCCUGCAAGCGCUGUGAGCAACAGAGUCCUGUGCAUUACGAUUCGUUCGACAGCCUCUCUCUAUCCAUCCCCCCUGCACCACUGGGUCGACCUGUUACUCUGGACCACUGCCUCCAGCAUUUUAUCUCCUCAGAGACUAUCAAGGAAGUGAAAUGUGAGAACUGCACCAAGAUGCAGGCGGGCGGUUCGGCAGGGGGGCGUGCUGUGGAAAGCCAGAGGACGGCAUUCAUCAAGCAGCUCAAACUGGGCAAGCUGCCCCAGUGCCUGUGCAUACAUCUGCAGAGACUCACCUGGUCCAGCGAGGGCACACCCAUCAAGAAACAGGAGCAUGUCCAGUUCACUGAGUACCUGUCCAUGGACUGCUAUAAACACAGAUCCACGGGUCAGAGGUCACUGUGGCCGCUGCGGACCCCACGGGGCGUCCCAGCCGACAGCCAGGCCGAGGGUCUGGAGAAGAAGCCGUCAAAUGGAAUAGGUGCUGAGCACUGCAACAAUAACAAGCCCCUCUCAAAUGGAACCUGCUCUUCCGUCUAUCUCCAUUCCCCUGUCCUCAGUCCACAGUUCGCACUGAUCUACGACUACACCUCCUCUGUGUACCUCUUCCGGCUGAUGGCCGUGCUGGUUCACCAUGGGGACAUGCACUCAGGACAUUUUGUGACGUACCGCCGCAGCCCUCCCUCUCCCCGUGGCUCCUCCCCCUUUAGCGCCCACUGGCUCUGGGUGUCGGACGACUCCGUGCGCAAGGCCUCCUUGCAGGAGGUGCUGGCCUCCAAUGCCUACCUGCUUUUCUACGAGCGGGUGCAGCGCCCCGGACCAAGGCCAAAGGAGGAGGGAGGGGCCAGCUAGACCCAGAGAGCCUCCCGGUUCCACGUGUGUCACCCACCACCCUCCCACCUAGACUGGUCACUGUAAUCCUCUAGUCAUUUUGGGGUCCCAUUUGUACUUGUGCUCUCUUGAACUUGCCGUUCAAGACAGCAGGCCUCAAAGUGAGGCACGGACACCGUCCACAUACAAGGGCAGUGAUCGACUUUGACUCUUUCAGUGAGUCUCCUAGCGCCUUUCCAUCAGAUGCUUGCCUUCUGUACUUCACGUUGUCUAUAGGAGUUGUAUUUCUAACAUAUUCUGAGGUACAGGGGAAACGUAGACGAUUGAUGCAGGAAUGCAUACAUGGCACUUGGUGGCCUCAACACACGAACAGCUACUCGUGUAAUUGCUCCCCAGGAACGAACAGUUAAGCCACAAAACAUGGAAGCAUACUGUAAAAGGGACAGCAAAUUUAAAUCCCAUUUUCAUCUGCUGAAGAAAUCGGCGGAACAAGCCUCUCACCUAACUCGAAGUUUACGUCUCAGAUGGUCACCCACGUUCUAACAUCCCAGAGACUGGCUGUCGGUUGAAGAUGGGCGAGUCUGCGGUUUUAAUUCACUGAAUGUGCAUCAAAACAAGCAUCAAAACAAAAUACAAGAAUGUUUGUUGAAAAUAUUAUAGAGGUACCUAUGUCGAUUCUUAUGAUUCACAAGCUUUAAAAUCCACGUGACCUGUAGCACUUUAGUAUGUGAUUUACAAGAAUAAUUAAGCUUGACUAGACAUGUUCUACAAAAUGUGUUAUUUGUACUAAAUUAAGACUUUUAAAGGUCUGCAAAAUGAUACGUCAAUCGCAUUUGGGUUAUUCAGUAGGCUAAUUAUACACAUCACAACGUCACAGGAGAUGUCUCAAAAUGUCAGCGAUACUAUAUGUGUUCAGUUUGCACUGAUUCCCUAUGUUUGCUGCUAUGUAUGUGGUUUGAUCCUUUGAAACGUACAGUUUGGGUCUCCUUUCAUUUUGCAUUGUACAAGUUAACCGCAUUUCUCGUACUUCCUUUCCUGCUAAAGAUGAAAUGUUGAAGUCUUUAUAGUUUUAAUUGUGCAGAACAAUCAGACAUUCUGUAACCUAACCCCCCCGUAAGGCAGCAUGUCCGCCCAGGUGGAACGUUCAUGAGAACGGUGCUGUGUGAGUGUGCACUAAAGUGAAAGCAUCACAUUUUAACCUGUUUAAAAUUGCCAAAAAAAAGGUCCAGUUUCUACAGUGAAAUCCAGAUGAAACAUCCUUGCUGUAGCCUUUUGCUUGUUCUUGCAAGUCUGGUAUGUCGUGGUGAAAAUACUGCCUGUCACUCGAACCUCGCCAGUAUUACGUGAGAUAGGAGGGCUUCCUCGUCGUGUUUCAUAACCCAUUUGCACUAUACUUGUUCAAUAAACUGCCACGAUUCCAGGUCUGUUCUGUUUUCAUAGUUCAUUGAUGAGAAAUUAAUAAAAACUGUGAAAGAGGA
This is a messenger RNA of Brienomyrus brachyistius, 3420 nucleotides long. RefSeq names its product ubiquitin carboxyl-terminal hydrolase 30-like. Gene Ontology annotation, cellular component: cytosol; nucleus. Gene Ontology annotation, biological process: protein deubiquitination. The record is from RefSeq and is a predicted model, not a curated record. The coding region runs from base 512 to 1963 and encodes 483 amino acids. The transcript is spliced from 13 exons. Gene Ontology annotation, molecular function: cysteine-type deubiquitinase activity; cysteine-type endopeptidase activity. Lineage: Eukaryota; Metazoa; Chordata; Actinopteri; Osteoglossiformes; Mormyridae.